Molecule: messenger RNA, 699 nt
Organism: Parasteatoda tepidariorum (common house spider)
Lineage: Eukaryota; Metazoa; Arthropoda; Arachnida; Araneae; Theridiidae
Source: RefSeq, a predicted model, not a curated record
AUGGCAGAACCGCUUUCCAAAAAACUUUGUAUUUUGUCAAAGAAAAAGAUAUUAAGAGAUUCUCAAAGAAGAAGAAGGGCCCAAAAAACGUCUGUGGAACGUCAAAGAAGGAUGGAACAUGACCAAAUUUCGACAAGCAAUUCUAGAACCGUGAUAAAUAAGAAACUUUUAAAGAAAUUACCUGGUGCUCUGGAAAUUUACAAGUCUAUCAACGCUGUCAUGGAAAUAGAUCAAGUUGUCAACUAUCAGACAGAAUUUUUGAACUCAUUGGAACCACCUGGAGUGCCUGCACAUAAAUUAGAAUUGAAAAUUGGAGCACCAAUAAUGCUUUUAAGAAAUUUGGAUCCACCUGCAUUGUGUAAUGAAACAAGAUUGAUUGUGAAAAAAUUGAUGCCUAAUGUUAUUGAAGCUAUGAUUAUAACAGGACAUUCAACAGGAAAUAGUGUGCUUAUUCCUCGCAUCCCCAUCAUAUCUUCAGACAUUCCAUUUCAGUUUAAACGACUUAGUUUUGCGAAGAGUAUAAAUAAAUCUCAGGGACAAUCUUUAAAAGUCGUUGGUCUUGACUUUCAGAAGCCUUGCUUUUCCCAUGGACAGCUUUAUGUUGGCUGUUCAAGAGUUGGUGAUGAAAAGAACUUAUAUUUAUUGGCACCAAAUGGAAAAACUAAUAAUAUUGUUUAUAAAGAAGUUUUACAAGAAUAA